This is a messenger RNA of Pyricularia pennisetigena, 819 nucleotides long. RefSeq lists its product as uncharacterized. The transcript has a single exon. NCBI's taxonomy places the organism in Eukaryota, Fungi, Ascomycota, Sordariomycetes, Magnaporthales, Pyriculariaceae. The coding region runs from base 1 to 819 and encodes 272 amino acids. The record is from RefSeq and is a predicted model, not a curated record.
AUGACAUCGGGUCUCCCAAACACCGACAUGGAAUUGUCGGAACUAAAGUGCAUCGUCUCCAAAUUCGACACACUGUCCGACUACUCUGACAGCGAGACCGAGAUCUUCAAGCACCCCGACCCAAGAAAUCUCCAGAGUCUGCUCCGGCCAUGCCUCAAAAGGCCGUCGCAGCAGACAUCAUCCAGCCCGACAACGCCGAGCGCGAAGGACGGUGUUGCCGCCGAAUGCCGCAAGACGGCACGGUUUGCAGCGGCGCACCUGCUGGCAAGAUGUCUCGUCACGGGCAGGGUCGUGCCGACGCGCGAGGAAGAGCGCGCCGCCGCGAUCGACGGGGACGGGCUCGACGCGGGCGGCGGGGAUCGUCGGAGGCAGCAGAGGAGACAGAAGCGGGCAAGGCAGCGGGCCGGCCAAAAGCAACACGGCGGUGGCGGCAACCUCCUGGAUGACGAGCUAGCUUUUCACCAGGAUAUAGGCGGCAAGUCGGAUCAUCAAUCUUCUUGCCGUUCGAAAACAGCACCGACGACUCCUCGGCGGUCGACCUUGAAAGAAGCCGCCAGCACCAAGGGCGAAGCCGCCACAGACUUUGAACCAGAAACUGUCGGGCCAAAAGACGAUAACCUGCCUACUGACACGGGAGAAGAAAGCGCAUCGGCAGAGGACCCGGAGGAGCUGGCUCUGGACGAGACUUUAAUCGAGGCCUGUCGGAACGCCGCGGUUAAUUCGGGGGACACCGCGCCGCUGCGGAGCAUCAAGAAGUUUGCCUGGCAGAGGAGAUGGGCCGGGUCUCGGGAUGCGAACCGCCUGGGUCUGAACAGUUAG